GAGCCCCGCGGGGCGAGCAACCUCCGGAGCGGCAGGUUCCUCCUUCGCCACCGCGGGGGCGGGAAGGUGCCUCUCCAGGCAGCCGGCGAGGGGAAGCGCUUCCUCGGUGCCUGCAAGCCACCUCAAGGCAGAUAGAUGUGCGCUCUGCACGCACGCCCGAUUGGCCACCAUGAACACGCUAGCGAUGGAGAAUCUCGGCGACCUCCACGGGGUGAACCAUGAGCUGGGCCCCACAAGCGCCGAUCUGAUCAGCAGCCGCAGCCCCCACCUCCACCCCCACACCGGUGGCUCUCUGGCCCAUCGCAGCAGCAGCAGCAGCAACCCUUUGGUGCAUCCCGCUCGCUCCAUGGGCAUGGCCUCCAUUCUGAACGCGGGAGAGUACCCGCCUCACCCGCACCACCACCGGAGCCCCACGGAGCACCCGUUGGGCGGGCCACUGCACCCCACCAUGACCAUGGCUUGCGAGACACCCCCCGGCAUGAGCAUGAGCAGCACUUACACCACCCUCACGCCUUUGCAGCCGCUGCCGCCCAUCUCCACCGUGUCGGACAAGUUCCCCCAUCACCACCACCACCACCCUCACCAACGGCUGGCAGGCAACGUGAGUGGCAGCUUCACCCUCAUGCGCGACGAGAGGAGCCUGGCCACUUCCAUGAACAACCUGUACUCGCCCUACCGCCCCAAGGAUGUCAGCGGCAUGGGGCAGAGCCUCUCUCCGCUCUCCGGCUCUGGUCUAGGCGGGCUCCACAGCGCCCAGCAAGGGCUCCCUCAUUACGCUCACCCUGGGGCUACCAUGCCCGCCUCGGAGAAGAUGCUCAACCCCGAUGGCUUCGAAGCCCAUCACUCUGCCAUGUUAGUCAGGCAGGGCGACCAGCACCUCCCCCCUACCUCUGCCGGCAUGGUGCCCUUCCACGGGAUCCCGCACCACCCCCAUGACCACCUGGGCGCCCAGAGCCAGGGACGGAUUUUGGGCUCCGGCUCCAGGGAACCCCACCCGGGAGUCGCGGCCUCUCAGGUCAGCAGCGGGGGCGCUUCAGGGCAAAUGGAGGAGAUCAAUACCAAAGAGGUCGCCCAGCGGAUCACCACCGAGCUCAAGCGCUACAGCAUCCCUCAGGCCAUCUUUGCCCAGCGAGUCCUCUGCCGCUCCCAGGGAACGCUCUCGGACCUGCUGAGGAACCCCAAGCCCUGGAGCAAACUCAAAUCCGGUCGGGAGACCUUUCGGAGGAUGUGGAAAUGGCUCCAGGAGCCGGAAUUCCAGCGGAUGUCGGCGCUCAGGCUGGCAGCUUGCAAACGGAAAGAGCAAGAACAUGGGAAGGACAGAGCUAACACUGCCAAGAAACCCAGGCUGGUCUUUACAGAUGUCCAGCGUCGAACUCUACAUGCAAUAUUCAAGGAAAAUAAGCGCCCUUCCAAAGAUUUGCAAAUCACAAUUUCACAGCAAUUGGGUCUGGAGCUCAGCACUGUCAGUAACUUUUUCAUGAAUGCACGGAGGAGAAGUCUAGAUAAAUGGCAAGAUGAGGGCAGCUCUAAUUCAGGCAGCUCAUCAUCUUCAUCAAGCACUUGUACCAAAGCAUAAAGAAUUGACCACAA
Molecule: messenger RNA, 1590 nt
Organism: Rhineura floridana
Lineage: Eukaryota; Metazoa; Chordata; Lepidosauria; Squamata; Rhineuridae
Gene: ONECUT1
Product: one cut homeobox 1
Exons: 2
Coding region: 170-1576 (468 amino acids)
Biological process (GO): regulation of transcription by RNA polymerase II
Cellular component (GO): nucleus
Molecular function (GO): DNA-binding transcription factor activity, RNA polymerase II-specific; RNA polymerase II cis-regulatory region sequence-specific DNA binding
Source: RefSeq, a predicted model, not a curated record